AUUGUUACUUCAUUUAUAUAACAUAACAAAUACUCACACCCAUAGUCAUAAAUUUUUCCAACCCUUAGUGAGAGUGAUAGAAAAUGAACUCUCUUCUUCCCGUAAUCUUGUUUAUCUAUCUCCACUUCAUCCUCACUAUGACCAAACCGACCUUAACGCUAGAACCCGCAUGCAAGACCCGUUGCGGCACACUAGAUGUCAAGUACCCGUUUGGCACCGGACCCGGAUGCGGGUCGCCCCGUUUCCACCCCUACGUCGCCUGCUCGCCCGACGGCACCCAACUCCUACUCACGACCCAUACCGGCUCCUACCCAAUAACAUCCAUAUCUUACGCAGACUCAACCCUAACCAUCUCGCCACCAUGCAUGUCCAACUGCACGUCCAUGCAGCCCGCUCCGCCCAAAUUUGGUUUGGAUUGGGCCGGCCCGUUUCAGCUCGGGUCGUCAACUUUCAUCCUCUUAGCAUGUUCAUCCUCCACGAUAAAGGGCAACCCGAUUUGCGACCCGUCUUCGGCCUAUCUCUGCCCAUCCAUCUACACCUGCCCCGGCGUGGUCUCCCUCGGGUUGCCCUUGUUUCCACCCACGAAUAGUUGUUGUGUGUACUCGCCCGCGAAUCUCAACUCGAAUGUCGAACUGGAUAUCCGGGAGCUGAAGUGUGCAGGUUAUACCUCGGUCGUUUCACUUGGAGAUUUGCCUACGAAUCCGGGUCAGUGGCUAUAUGGGGUUGCCCUGAAGUAUACGCUGGGAGGGCUGGAUAGUUACAAUAUUGCCCCUAGUUGCCGAGCUUGUGAAAUGAGUGGAGGGGUUUGUGGGUAUUCCCCCCCACGUAAUUAUUUCGUCUGCGUGUGCGCGAAUGGCAACACGACAACAGAUUGCUACAGCUACAGCUGGAUUAUUACUACGAGCUCGAGCUUGCAAUACAGCAGAGAUUUGCAGCUGGGAAUUUUGGCAAUUUUUGUUUUCUUCAUAGUAAUUUGACUAAAUGAGAAAUUAACCAUUCCGAGUAAUUAUCUAUUUAUUUAAAA
This is a messenger RNA of Sesamum indicum (sesame), 1024 nucleotides long. RefSeq names its product wall-associated receptor kinase-like 20. Gene Ontology annotation, molecular function: polysaccharide binding. NCBI's taxonomy places the organism in Eukaryota, Viridiplantae, Streptophyta, Magnoliopsida, Lamiales, Pedaliaceae. The record is from RefSeq and is a predicted model, not a curated record.